Molecule: messenger RNA, 1446 nt
Organism: Rhododendron vialii
Lineage: Eukaryota; Viridiplantae; Streptophyta; Magnoliopsida; Ericales; Ericaceae
Product: small ribosomal subunit protein RACK1-like
Exons: 3
Coding region: 290-1273 (327 amino acids)
Biological process (GO): positive regulation of protein phosphorylation; rescue of stalled cytosolic ribosome
Cellular component (GO): nucleus; cytosol
Molecular function (GO): translation regulator activity; ribosome binding; protein kinase C binding
Source: RefSeq, a predicted model, not a curated record
CACUCCAAUAGGAUCGGUCCGGAAGAAUCCUCUGUCUAGAAGCGCUUUUCAACCCCCGAGCCCAAGCAAACCAAACCCGAUUACCCGCCCAAUCAAAUACAAGUCAAAUCAGAACCAGCCCACCCACUCAGUCAGUUUCCAAAAAACCCUAAUUUCUCCAGAGCCACUCCCAUAUAUAUAUAUAUGCUUCCAUAAUUUUCCUCCGCCUCUCUGCCUCUUCUGCUUCUGCUAACAUACAGAGAGCGAGAGAGAGAGAGAGAGAGAGAGAGAGAGAGAAAGAAGAAGAAAAAUGGGAGAGUCUUUGGUACUACGGGGAACAAUGAGGGCCCACACCGACUGGGUGACGGCAAUCGCCACCCCUAUCGACAACUCCGACAUGAUUGUGACAGCAUCCCGCGACAAAUCCAUCAUCCUAUGGCAGCUCACCAAGGAGGACAAGGUCUACGGCCUCCCCAGGCGCCGCCUCACGGGGCACUCCCACUUCGUCCAGGACGUCGUCCUCUCUUCCGACGGCCAGUUCGCCCUCUCCGGGUCGUGGGACGGCGAGCUCCGCCUCUGGGACCUGGCCGCCGGCACCACCGCCCGCCGCUUCGUGGGACACACCAAGGACGUGCUCUCCGUGGCCUUCUCCAUCGAUAAUCGCCAGAUUGUCUCCGCCUCGCGUGAUCGCACUAUCAAGCUCUGGAACACCCUAGGUGAGUGCAAGUACACAAUCCAAGAUGGUGACGGACACUCCGAUUGGGUCAGCUGUGUCCGAUUCAGCCCUAACACGCUCCAACCAACCAUCGUCUCCUCUUCGUGGGAUCGUACUGUUAAGAUCUGGAACCUAUCCAACUGCAAGCUGAGGUCCACCCUUGCCAGCCACUCUGGCUAUGUCAACACAGUGGCAGUGUCCCCUGAUGGCUCACUUUGCGCGAGCGGAGGGAAAGAUGGGGUCAUCUUGCUGUGGGACCUAGCUGAGGGGAAGAGGCUUUACUCGCUCGAUGCGAGCUCCAUCAUCCAUGCUCUUUGCUUCAGCCCCAACAGGUACUGGCUCUGCGCGGCUACUGAGGCUAGUAUCAAGAUAUGGGAUUUGGAGAGCAAAACCAUAGUUGUGGAUCUCAGGGUCGAUGCAAAGCAGGAGGCUGAGAUGAAUGAAGGCGGUGCUACCCAAUCAUCUGGCGUCAAAAACAAGGUCAUAUACUGCACAAGCUUGAGUUGGAGUGCUGAUGGAAGCACUUUGUUCAGUGGCUAUACUGAUGGCAUAAUCAGAGUUUGGGGAAUUGGUCGUUAGUGAAAUGCUAAUAUGGAUAACCUGAGUGCAUUUUGUUAUAGUGUUUUUAAGUUGGGUUUCUGUUGAGAUGUUGGCAGGAUAUUUGGAUUCUCCAUGUUUUAAUGGCUUUGAAGCAUAUGCUGUUUCGGUUUUGGAUAUUUUGUAAGGUUAUAUGAUACAUUUGGUUUCGACUC